AUGGGUUCCGUCCCGGUGAUAUCAGCUCUGGUUUUGGCCGUCGUGGUUCCAUCGUUGGCCGGAUACAUCGAGGCGCUAGCAGCCAACGCGGGCACUGGGUUCGCCGUGGCCGAGCCACAAGUGGCCAUGUUCUGCGGCAAGCUCAACAUGCACGUCAACAUCCAAACGGGCCGCUGGGAACCCGACCCGUCCGGAACCAAGGGCUGCUUGGGUAGCAAAGAAGGCGUGUUGCAAUACUGCCAAGAGAUGUACCCUGAGCUCCAGAUCACCAACGUGGUGGAGGCAAACCAGCCACUGCGCAUCGACAAUUGGUGCAAGAAGGAGAAGAAGGUGUGCAAGGGGCACGCCCACACCGUGGUGCCUUUCAAAUGCCUCGUUGGUGAGUUCGUGAGCGAUGUGCUGCUGGUUCCUGAGAAGUGCAAGUUCUUCCACAAGGAGCGUAUGGACCUGUGCGCUAGCCACCAGCAAUGGCACGGCGUGGCCAAGGAGGCGUGCGUCAAAAGCUCAACAGUGCUGCACAGCUACGGCAUGCUCCUUCCGUGCGGAACCGACAAGUUCCACGGCACCGAGUUUGUCUGCUGCCCCGCCUCGCGCGCUGAGGAAGCGGACGACUCAGCACGAGACCGAGAGGAGGUAGAGGAGGAGGAGGAAGAAGACAUUGAGGACGAGGAGAUUGGUGAAGACGACCUGGAUGAAGAUGAAGAUGUGCUCGAAGACAGUGACACUGCAGCUGAAGAGAAACCCACGCAGAAGGAGGAGCCGCAUGAUGAGGAGGGCGAGGUCGAAGAGGACGAGGAUGAUGACGAUUACGAUCACUAUGUCUACGAGGACGAGGAGAUAGAUGAAGAGGAAGACAAGAGAGACAGUAGCAGGAUGUCAGACAGCCGGGAAGACCAGGACAAAAGUCUGCAAGAAGUCAAAGCUGUGUGCACUCUGGAGGCUGAAACAGGUCCCUGCAGGGCCUCCAUGCCCCGCUGGCACUUUGACAUGAGCCAGAGGAAGUGUGUGCUCUUCAUCUACGGAGGCUGCGCCGGAAAUCGCAACAACUUUGACUCGGAGGAGUACUGCAUGGCCGUGUGCAAGCGACUAGCUACGCCCCCGACGCCUCAGCCCGCCGACGAUGUGGACAUCUACUUUGAGACCCCGGCGGACGACAAGGAGCACAGCCGCUUUCAGAAGGCCAAGGAGCAGCUGGAAAUUAGGCACCGUAACCGCAUGGAGAGGGUAAGGAAGGAGUGGGAAGAGGCUGACAGCCAGGCCAAGAACUUGCCCAAGGCUGAGAGGCAAACCCUGGUGCAGCACUUCCAGGCCAUGGUGGAGUCCCUGGAGGAGGAAGCUGCUAGCGAGAAGCAGCAACUAGUGGAGACCCACUUGGCUCGGGUGGAGGCCAUGCUAAACGACCGGCGUCGCCUGGCCCUGGAGAACUACCUGGCGGCCCUGCAGGCGGAUCCCCCUAGGCCUCACCGCAUCCUGCAAGCACUGCGCCGCUACGUGCGCGCCGAGAACAAGGACCGUCAGCACACUAUCCGACACUACCAGCACGUUUUGGCUGUGGACCCCGAGAAGGCAGCGCAGAUGAAGUCACAGGUGAUGACCCACCUACGUGUGAUUGAGGAGAGGAUGAACCAAAGUUUGUCUCUGCUUUACAAGGUUCCUUAUGUGGCUGAGGAGAUCCAGGAUGAAAUUGAUGAACUUCUUCAGGAACAGAAAGCCGACAUGGACCAGUUCUUGUCAUCCAUCUCCGAGUCCCAGCCCGACGUCACCGUUUCGUCAGAGGAAAGCGUGGAGGUCUCCGAGGGUAGACCCUUCCGGCCCAUCCAGGUCAAUUCCUUGGGGUCCCGCCCGGAAAUAGAAGGCUCCGCCGUGUCCGACCUGGACGGUCUCAUCGGCGCCGAGGAGAGAAUCAUCAAUAGCAAGGCUAACAUGGGACCCAAUGUGGUGAUUGAUGAGUCUCUGGAUGUUAAAGAAGUUGUUUACAGUGCAGAGAGAAUCCGCGUAAUGCAUGAUGAUGAGCUGGAGACCUACAGACCUCUUGGCGAGGACUUCAGCUUCGGCAGCAACAUUCUUAUCGGCCUGCUGGUGAUCGCCGUCGCCAUAGCGACAGUGAUCGUGAUCAGCCUGGUGCUGCUGCGGAAGCGCCAGUACGGCACCAUCAGCCACGGCAUCGUGGAGGUGGACCCCAUGUUGACGCCCGAAGAGCGCCACCUCAACAAAAUGCAAAACCACGGCUACGAGAACCCCACCUACAAAUACCUGGAGCAGAUGCAGAUUUAA
Nerophis lumbriciformis (worm pipefish) is the source of this 2274-nucleotide messenger RNA. Lineage: Eukaryota; Metazoa; Chordata; Actinopteri; Syngnathiformes; Syngnathidae. The record is from RefSeq and is a predicted model, not a curated record.